GCUAUUAAAAAAUACAUACUAAUUCUUCGGUCUCUCGAACCUUCAUCCGUCCGUAGGAACCACUCCAUCCCGAACCCCUAACGCCGCCGCUGCUCACUUCCUCUACAUUGUAUGGCCCAGAUCCAGGUCUCGAACCCUGGUUUCACCCCACCUACGUUGAUUUCACGUCGCCACCGUUGGUUUCACCCCUCAUUCACUGGAUUCACACUUCCGUCCCCGGAUGUACACCUCCGCCUUCGGACGAACUCAACUUCUUCCUUAUCUACGUCGGCGUCACCGAGUUCAUCGCCGCCGCGCUUCUAUGAGGCUACGAAAGGAGGCAGCGCAGUGUUAUCAGGAUGUGAUGAAAGUGUUUCAAAUGAGAGGCCAUGGAAAACCAGUGAUGCUAGGCUUGUGCUUGAGGAUGGAUCUGUAUGGAAGGCCAAGUCGUUUGGUGCUUCUGGAACACAAGUUGGUGAAGUGGUGUUCAACACAUCUUUGACAGGAUAUCAGGAAAUAUUGACAGACCCCAGCUAUGCUGGGCAGUUUGUUUUGAUGACUAAUCCUCAUAUUGGAAAUACUGGUGUUAAUCUAGAUGAUGAAGAGUCGAAUCAAUGUUUCCUUGCUGGUUUAGUUAUUAGAAGUAUAAGUAUGUGCACUUCCAAUUGGAGGAGCAAGGAUGCUCUUGGUGAUUACUUGGCAAAACGGAACAUCAUGGGCAUAUAUGAUGUGGAUACUAGGGCAAUUACUCGAAGGCUUAGAGAAGAUGGAAGCCUUAUAGGUGUCUUAACUACAGAAGAAUAUAAAGCAGACAAAGAAUUGAUAGAGAUGGCCCAAAAAUGGAAAAUUGUUGGUGUUGAUUUGAUUAGUGGUAUCUCAUGUGAAGCUCCAUAUCAAUGGUCUGAAAAAACCAAUACAGAGUGGGAAUUCAAAACAGGAAGUGAUCGUGGUGAAGAAUUUCAUGUUGUUGCAUAUGAUUUCGGGAUUAAACAUAACAUUCUAAGACGUUUGGGCUCAUAUGGAUGUAAAAUCACUGUUGUUCCAUCAAAAUGGCCUGCUUCAGAGACAUUAAAGAUGAAACCUGAUGGAGUUCUUUUUAGCAAUGGUCCAGGAGACCCAGCUGCAGUCCCUUAUGCUGUUGAAACAGUUAAAGACAUAAUAGGUAAGGUUCCAGUGUUUGGAAUUUGUAUGGGUCACCAAUUAGUUGGGCAAGCAUUGGGGGGGAAGACAUUUAAGAUGAAAUUUGGUCAUCAUGGCGGAAACCAUCCUGUUUGCAACCUUCAGAGGGGAUCCAUUGAGAUUAGUGCCCAGAACCAUAAUUAUGCAGUGGAUCCUGCCUCACUCCCCCCGGGCGUUGAAAUAACGCACAUAAAUUUAAAUGAUAAUAGUUGUGCUGGCCUCCGUUGUCCUGAGCUAAAGCUCAUGUCUCUACAGUACCAUCCUGAGGCCUCUCCUGGUCCUCAUGACUCUGAUUUAGCUUUUCAGGAGUUUAUAGAGCUGAUGAAGGGUAACCAAUCCUGAAACAUAUCCAAGCAAUCUCUCUUGAAUGAUUUGAUUCAUGGUGAAAUAAAAGGAAGAGAUGACAUUUUGUUUCAUGUAUUAUGUCAAGUUGCUUAUGGAGAUUAUUAAUUUAGGUUAAUUGUUUGCAGAUAAUUUUAUCCAUUUGUGUGUUCGCCAUGAGAAGAUUGUUUUUUGAGAAGAUUGUAUUAAGUCAAGUUUAAACCGUUUUAUCAAAAAACAAAGCACACUCCGAUGCAGACAUAAUAAAUCUGGUUGAUUUACUGCUGUUCAUGC
Messenger RNA from Phalaenopsis equestris, 1773 nucleotides. RefSeq names its product carbamoyl-phosphate synthase small chain, chloroplastic. The record is from RefSeq and is a predicted model, not a curated record. The transcript is spliced from 11 exons. Gene Ontology annotation, cellular component: cytoplasm; carbamoyl-phosphate synthase complex. Gene Ontology annotation, biological process: L-glutamine metabolic process; 'de novo' pyrimidine nucleobase biosynthetic process; L-arginine biosynthetic process. Gene Ontology annotation, molecular function: carbamoyl-phosphate synthase (glutamine-hydrolyzing) activity. Lineage: Eukaryota; Viridiplantae; Streptophyta; Magnoliopsida; Asparagales; Orchidaceae. Bases 112 to 1500 code for a protein of 462 amino acids.